Molecule: messenger RNA, 1224 nt
Organism: Artibeus jamaicensis (Jamaican fruit-eating bat)
Lineage: Eukaryota; Metazoa; Chordata; Mammalia; Chiroptera; Phyllostomidae
Product: actin nucleation-promoting factor WASL-like
Exons: 2
Coding region: 485-883 (132 amino acids)
Source: RefSeq, a predicted model, not a curated record
CCUUCAUAACUGUAAUGUGAAAAACACAAAAUCCCAAUUGAAGCACUCUUAUUUUCAAGCAAACUCUCAAUAAAACGCAUAAAAAUCUUUUCAUCCUUCUAGUGAAAGUAUCAUGAAAAGCAGACCGAAAUCCAGAAACCAAAUGUGAAAUAUGAAAUAAACGGAGUUAGCCAUUACAGGAGAAAGCUUAAAUGUUACAGCCCCAGGCUGACAAGAAUUCAUAACCGUUUUACAGUGUCUCGAGUGCACCUCAGUAUUAUUAGCCUGGGUGGAGAGCAGGUGCUCUUGCAUUUAUCUUUUACUACUUAAAAAACAAGAAGUUGCCUAAGUAGGAUAACCACACUUGCCAAGUGAAGUCAACAGCUGUCGCCGGUCGGGCUUCCUGUGUUAUUGGGCUGACUCACUAGGCCCGUCCAAAACAAGCCCGUGCUCGCCUUCCCGCAAACGUCACGGUCUCCGAGCCAGUCUUGCCCACAGAUAAGCUAUGGAGUUUCAGACAGCAAGGGGGGCGACCCAGAAAGAGGCCCCAAGUCUCUGGCAACCUGGGCCCCCUCUCCGCCUCUCCUACCCCCACCCCUGCGGCCCUGCCGCCGGUCCCCCCUUUCUGGGGUCGCCGGGGUUUCGCCCAGAGCUUCCCGAGUCGUCGGCCGGUCCGCCUAGACGACUGCCACGCUCUCCGGGCUCUCCGACAGAACCAGCCCAGGUGACCACGGACCGUCGCUUCCAAUUGGCCACCCCCGUGGGCUCCGCCUUAAGUCACCUCAGCUCGUUUCCGGAGGCUGCACUUCCGGCCGCUGCUCUGAGCUCUGGGCUCCCGGCCCGGGACUCUGGGCUGCUGGUCCUGGUUGACCGGGUUGGGCUGGGCGGAGGCUGGGUGUGGUGACUUUUCUGGCCAGGCCCUCCCCCAGCCGUGCUCCGUCUUCCCCUUCUGCUGGGCUGGACAUCCGCUGGAUGCAGUUAUCUGAGUUGGACCGCGUGGACUGUAAAUAAACAAGCAGAGGACGUUCCUAUGUGCGCUCAUUUUUUCCCAAAUCAAUUCUAAAUUGUGAUGGAAUGGGAGACAGAAAAAUGGCAGGUUUCGAGAGCGGAGCGAGACUGAGGAAGGCAAUCGGACCUUGUUGCAGUUUGUCCUUCGGAGGCGGGGCAUGGAACAUGGAAAUUUAUAAAAUGAGUUAUGUAACAUAGAGCAUAAAUGGACUGCCUAAUAAAAUUUUUUAUUCAGUA